Dipodomys ordii (Ord's kangaroo rat) is the source of this 2514-nucleotide messenger RNA. It is a transcript of the gene Hhip, whose product is annotated as hedgehog interacting protein. NCBI's taxonomy places the organism in Eukaryota, Metazoa, Chordata, Mammalia, Rodentia, Heteromyidae. The transcript has 16 exons. The record is from RefSeq and is a predicted model, not a curated record. Bases 1 to 2514 code for a protein of 837 amino acids.
AUGGCGUCCCGAUGCAGCGCGCCAUCGGAGCUGAACUGGUUCGUUGAAGUAAAACCUCAGCAACGCGCCCGAGCCCGGGACCCGGGUCUGGAACGUGGGGGUGGGGAGGUGCCCGCGCCCGCACCCCGACCGUGCGCAGGGGGUCGGUGUCCCCCGCGGCGAGGCCGCUGCGCCCGGGGCUCGGACGGCCGCGGGGUGUGCGCUGGCACCGACUGCGCGGGCAGCUCCGGCGACCGGGCAGCACCUCCGUGCGCACACCCGGGCGAUGCACCGCGGAAGCUGACGGCUCCCGGAUUCUCCCAGCAGCCCCCCACCCUCCGGCAGGGGCAGGUGUCCGCGGGCGCGGCGGCCCCAGGGCGGAGGUGGGGUUCUCCAAGGAGGCGCCGGAAUCCCGCAACCCUCCGGGAGACGGACUGUGGAGGGGGGACCUGCCACCCCGAACCCCCAGCGCCCUCCCAGCCCCGCACGCGCACGGUGGUGUUCGGGCAGCCCCACGCCGGCUCGCGCCGCACGGGGUCCGCCCGCAACCCGCCCCCCGGGCUGAGGACCAGCCAAACAGGCACAGAAGUUCUCUCUACCUUGGGUGGUUUUGCAGCCAAAGCUGUCAAGGAAUGGGAAACCCCUGAUCAGGUUUUCAAAAUCCAAUAUCAAGGCCUCUUCUACCUAUGUAUUGCUGACAUCAGUGAAUCAAUAUUUUCUGCUACCAACAACACAGAAUGUGGGAGGUUGCUUGAGGAAGUCAAGUGCGCACCCUGUUCUCCGCAUUCUCAGAGCCUGUUCCACUCACCCGAGAGAGAAGUCCUGGAAAGAGACCUAGUACUGCCCCUGCUCUGCCCGGACUACUGCAAAGAAUUCUUUUAUACUUGCCGAGGUCAUAUUCCAGGUUUCCUUCAAACAACGGCUGAGGAGUUUUGCUUUUACUAUGCGAGAAAAGAUGGUGGGCUGUGCUUUCCAGAUUUUCCCAGAAAACAAGUCAGAGGGCCAGCCUCUAACUACUUGGAUCAGAUGGAAGAAUAUGACAAAGCCGAGGAGAUCAGCAGGAAGCACAAGCCCAACUGCUUCUGCGUGCAGGAGGUGGUGAGCGGGCUACGGCAGCCUGUGGGUGCAGUGCACAGUGGGGACGGCUCUCACCGGCUCUUUAUUUUGGAAAAAGAAGGUUACGUGAAGAUUCUGACCCCUGCAGGAGACAUUUUCAAGGAGCCUUAUUUGGAUAUUCACAAACUUGUUCAAAGUGGAAUAAAGGGAGGAGAUGAAAGAGGACUGUUAAGCCUUGCAUUCCAUCCCAAUUACAAGAAAAAUGGAAAGCUGUACGUGUCUUACACCACCAACCAAGAGCGCUGGGCCAUGGGGCCGCACGACCACAUCCUCCGAGUUGUGGAGUACACGGUCUCCAGGAAGAAUCCCCACCAAGUGGAUUUGAGGACAGCCCGGGUGUUUCUGGAAGUUGCAGAGCUCCACCGCAAGCACCUGGGAGGACAGCUGCUCUUUGGUCCCGAUGGCUUCCUGUACGUCAUCCUCGGGGACGGGAUGAUCACACUGGACGACAUGGAAGAGAUGGAUGGGUUAAGCGACUUCACAGGCUCCGUGCUGAGACUGGAUGUGGACACAGACCUGUGCAACGUGCCUUACGCUAUCCCUCGGAGCAACCCCCACUUCAACAGCACCAAUCAGCCCCCAGAAGUGUUUGCGCAUGGGCUCCACGACCCAGGCAGAUGCGCUGUGGACCGGCAUCCCACUGAUAUAAACAUCAACUUAACAAUACUUUGUUCUGAUUCCAAUGGAAAAAACAGAUCAUCAGCACGAAUCUUACAGAUAAUAAAGGGCAAAGAUUAUGAAAGUGAGCCCUCACUUUUAGAAUUCAAGCCAUUCAGUAACGGCCCCUUGGUUGGUGGAUUUGUUUACCGCGGCUGCCAGUCUGAAAGACUGUAUGGAAGCUACGUGUUUGGAGACCGGAAUGGGAAUUUUCUAACUCUCCAGCAAAGUCCAGUGACAAAGCAAUGGCAAGAGAAGCCGCUGUGCCUCGGCACCGGGGGCUCCUGUCGAGGAUAUUUCUCAGGUCACAUCCUGGGAUUUGGAGAAGAUGAAUUAGGCGAAGUUUACAUUUUAUCGAGCAGUAAAAGCAUGACCCAGACUCACAAUGGAAAACUCUACAAAAUUGUAGAUCCCAAAAGACCAUUGAUGCCUGAAGAAUGCCGAGUGCCCGUGCAGCCCGCACAGACGCUGACGUCCGAGUGCUCCCGGCUCUGUCGCAAUGGCUACUACACCCCCACGGGCAGGUGUUGCUGCAGCCCGGGCUGGGAGGGCGACUUCUGCAGGAUCGCCAAGUGUGAGCCGGCCUGUCGACACGGAGGCGUCUGCGUGAGGCCCAACAAGUGCCUGUGCAAGAAGGGGUACCUGGGGCCGCAGUGCGAGCAGGCGGAGCGGGGCGCGCGGCGCGCGGCGCGCGCAGGUAUUCUCGAUCAGAUCAUUGACGUGACCUCCUACUUGCUGGACCUCACCAGCUACAUAGUCUAG